AUGGUCUGGUGGAAGCAGAACAAGACAGAACAACGGGCUUCAAACCCCGAAGAAGACCUCAAAGCCUUUAUUGCAAAAGCACCCACAGCCAAGUAUACCUUCGAUAGCGAGCGAGGUGCACCCGAGUCGGAAUUGUGUAGACAGCCGGAUGGGAACGUAUCCAAGGAGUGUCGAAUGAUUCACAUGAAAAGCACGCGCUUAUUCGAAGCAAUGCAGAACCUCGGCUUCUACUGUGCGUUGCCGCUGAAUCCUGGCAAGACUCAUAUGGAGUGUAUCCCAAUGCCCAAGGAAUUAGAUUAG
Molecule: messenger RNA, 300 nt
Organism: Serendipita indica DSM 11827
Lineage: Eukaryota; Fungi; Basidiomycota; Agaricomycetes; Sebacinales; Serendipitaceae
Source: the annotation of a GenBank genome assembly